Anopheles coluzzii is the source of this 2460-nucleotide messenger RNA. RefSeq names its product calcium release-activated calcium channel protein 1 (gene Orai). Gene Ontology annotation, cellular component: membrane. Gene Ontology annotation, molecular function: store-operated calcium channel activity. Gene Ontology annotation, biological process: store-operated calcium entry. The transcript has 4 exons. Lineage: Eukaryota; Metazoa; Arthropoda; Insecta; Diptera; Culicidae. The record is from RefSeq and is a predicted model, not a curated record. The coding region runs from base 783 to 1841 and encodes 352 amino acids.
GCGCUGUUCAUUCGUGAAGCAACCGUCGUGAGCGCCACUUGUGCGAGUGCGAGUGUGGAACGCGAUGUCCGUACGCAGCAGUGUCGUAGUGUUUUGUUGUUUUGUUUGUUUGCGCUUGUGUGUGCCCGGAAAGAUAAUGCAGCAGCAGCAGCAGCAGCAGCAGCAGCAACUUAUUUGUGCUCACUAAACCGCUUGUCAACAGGAACGCAUUUUCAAGAUUUAUCUUAAACGCAUACCUUUUGGUGGUGGAUGGUCGCCAGAAAUAUUACGAAAGGCCGGUGAAGCUUUGCCGUGUAACUGAGGGCUGAAAUAAACAAGCCCUCUACCUAGUGACAGUGGUUGCUGCCCGUGCCGGUUUGGGCAGUCUGGCGUGUGCGUUGGUGUGGUGUAAAUACCGUUGGAAAUGUCUUAUUGAUGAAGCAGCCUACCAUGUAAGCCGGGGGGCAAACCAAAUCUGAAUACAAAAUAAGCGAAAGCAUAUUUGACGAGUACACGAAAGGUGAAAAACACACGCUGGGGUAGAGGAAUAGUGCAUUCUACACGUAAGCUUUAUCCACUAUCAGCAACAGUGACAAAAAGUGCAGCCAAUGAAUGUGUGCAUUUCGGUGGGUAAAAUAUUGUGCAUUGUUGUUUAGAAGCAGUGUGUGUUGAGCAAGUGUUCAUACGUCAGUGCGUGUCAAACGCCGUACUAGAAAGAAGGAUUGUGAAACGAAACGAUUCGGCUGUUGUGAAUAGUGGUUUCGGGGGCAGGGAAGAUUGAGUUUGUUUUCAGUGUUAUCAAGAUGCUGGAUCCAAGCAGGAAGAAACGGCCAGGCAAUGGUACGGUGUCGGUGUGGAGCACCAGUACGGCCGGAAUCGAUACGGUACUCGCAACUACGCUCGGGACGGCGGUAACACCAAAAACCUUCAGCACUGGCCAGCUACAUCAGACGGGCCUUAGCCAUCAGCCGAACGGAACCGGAAACGGCAACGGAGUCGUCCAUCACCACCCGAACGUCGGCAACGGGACGGGACUGAAUCACGCGCACCUUCACAUCGGCAGCAACGGCAACAGCCACAGUGGAAGCAUCGGCAACAACAGCACCCACAGUCUUACACCGCACGGCGGCCACGGCGGCGCUUCCAGUUGGAACAACCGAACCAGUAUUUGCAGUACGCACAACAAGCGACGAUCCAACCUAAGCACAAUGUCACAAACCGGCGAUGAUCUGCACACACCCAACUACCUGUCCUGGCGAAAGCUACAGCUGAGCCGUGCGAAACUAAAAGCUUCCAGUAAAACGUCCGCCCUGCUGUCUGGAUUUGCCAUGGUCGCUAUGGUUGAGGUGCAGCUGGAUGAAAAUACCAAAGUGCCAUCGGCAAUGCUGAUAGCGUUCGCCGUGUGCACCACGCUCCUGGUGGCGGUGCACAUGCUGGCGCUCAUGAUCAGCACCUGCAUCUUGCCCAACAUCGAGACGGUGUGCAACCUGCACAGCAUCUCGCUCGUACACGAAUCGCCCCACGAGCGGCUACACUGGUACAUCGAGACGGCGUGGGCCUUCUCUACCCUGCUCGGCCUAAUCCUCUUUCUGCUCGAGAUCGCCAUCCUGUGUUGGGUGAAGUUUUACGAUCUCAACACGACGGCCGCCUGGUCGGCCUGCAUAGUGCUCAUUCCAGUGCUGGUGAUCUUCGUGGCGUUCGCGCUCCACUUUUACCGCUCGCUGAUGAUGCACAAGUACGAGGUGACCGUGUCCGGCAUUCGGGAGUUGGAGAUACUCAAGGAGCAGAUGGAGCAGGACCAUUUCGAUCAGCAGCAGCACCAUCACGGGAUACUGCACCCGUCCGGGCUGCAGAUCGUGUGAUGCAUAGCCAUCGACUUCCAUCACCACUUUUAUAUUUUUACAAAUUACACCAACUGUGAUUUCAUGCUUCAACAUAAACCUUAAUUGUGAACCUCGAUUGGAUAGGAUCUGGUCUGUUUGUUUGAUUUUUUGUUUGUCUCUAUUCCUUUCCUCUAACUGUUUCCUUUGUAGUAGGUCCCUCAUUCCCACAGUACCUCCCUAUCCGCGAUAGCUUCUAGUGAUGAGAAAUUAUGUCUAGCUAGUGUAAUCAUCGAUUUAUUUUAUCCUUUCCCUUUCGCACCCAACAUAACUGUAUCACACACAAAAAAGACAUCGAGUAGAGGAGAGAGAAAAACUAUUGUUACUUACCCUUUAACGAUCACGUGUAGACAACUAAUUUAAUUGCUAACGAGAAAUGUAUGACGAGCAUGUGAACCGUUGCCAGACAGAUUUAUGCAAAUAAAUCACAAAUUAUAAUCGAAUUGAUCGUGCGAUUGAAGCAAUUGUUAUGCUUCAAUACAGUUAAGCAUUAUUGAACGAAGAAAAGAAAUGCGUUAGUUGAUUGAAGCGACAACACAGACGAUUGUAUUCACAUCAACAUUCCCAACGUGACGAAGAAAAUAAAAUGAAUGAAAUCGUA